Messenger RNA from Haliotis rubra (blacklip abalone), 1177 nucleotides. RefSeq lists its product as uncharacterized. Lineage: Eukaryota; Metazoa; Mollusca; Gastropoda; Lepetellida; Haliotidae. The coding region runs from base 340 to 918 and encodes 192 amino acids. The record is from RefSeq and is a predicted model, not a curated record. The transcript has 17 exons.
UCACCUAUUGGUGAGGGACAGGCUCAGGUCGGUGUACCCAUCAGCUGUAGCAGCAGAGGAUCUCAGUAUGGUGGACAUGUCUUCUUGUGUGAAUAUAGUCGAUGAAACCAACACAGUCAUGGAACAAACAAGCGGUUACAAUUGGCGGUUUACAACCUAUCUAACUGGUAUCAAGGAACUGAAGUCCCAAAUAUUUGACGCAGAAAUGGAAAUCGAAGGGAUGGAGAAACAAAUAGAUGCAUUAUCUGAUGAAUCCUGGAAGGAACGGAUUGAAGAACUCCUCAGGGACUUUCAGUGUGCUGGAAAAUACUUAGUUUCAAGCUGGGUUCAACAGGACCUAUGUCCGCUCAAGAAGUGCGCCAUACUCUGAAUACAAGUCAAGUCUCCCUCACAGCAAGCAAAGUUCAGUAUGCAUCUUUGGGUGGUUUCAAGCAACUGUCUGUUACACAAGAGGCUUGGUUGUCAGAGUUACAUGACGGACUAAGACAAAGGAAAAAUAUUGCCCCACUUCUCAGAUCGGUCAUAAUCCAAGAGAAAACGGAUCAGUUCUAUCAAGACGUUAAAAAUGUUCUCUUGAGAGAAGCUUUGGGGAUAAAGAAACAUGCAGAAUCUACAGGUUCAAAACAUAUAGUUGCGAUGAUUGGCCACGUUGAAAGUCCAGACAUUCAACAACAUAUGGAGAUGUUCCACAUUGAGCCAGAGAAUGCAAGAAAGGAAUCUGAGAUCCCAUCUGUACGGAAGGAAGGAGGCCAGAUAAAUGAUUUGGAAACUGAGGUGCAGAACACAGAUGCAAAAGAUCUGGAGAGUCGUAGAAGCGAGAUCGAAAAGCUUAAUCAAGAUCUGAACAGUUGUCUGAAGGACAGGGACCAUAGAAAAAACAAAUCCACGAAUUAUACACGGUGGAGUGGCAGGCUGUGAUGGGGUACUUGGCGAGACACACGGCCGUCUUAUCGUUGUUAGACAUGGAGAUACCAAGGUUUGGAGUCUUUCAGAGUACACCAGACAGGCAUGAAUCAACCAUCCCUGGACUUGCAACUGGAGUGCCAGGAACAGCAGCAGUAUCCACACCAGGUCGUGGUGGGGCUGGGAAACAGACGGGGACUUCGAAAGGGAAAGAGCAAAGACUUCACAUCUCCCGUUCAACAGCAUCACAAUCUGCUUAACGCGAAUGAUGGAG